AAAGCCCAACUGCCGCCGGAGACAAAUUGAUUACAGACCCAAAACCAGACAGCGGAAUCCGACUCACCCAAAGCACAUAACCUAAGGCCAAACGCCCGAAUCAGAUCGGAUCUCUCUCUCUCUCUCUCUCUCUCUCUCUCUUUUUCAGCUUUCCUUAAGCUCCGAGCUCGGAAAAUUUUCUCUCCGACACCGGAGGCGGUCGGUCCGGAUUCUCUCCCCUGCAUCGAGCUCAAUUUGAUUCAUUGUAAUCCGGACGAGAGGAGCAGUUGUUCCUUGCCUGUCCCCCGGAUCUGGAGUCCUGUUUAGUUCGUAUUGGUUUAGUCAGGCCUUGAAGACUAUACCAGCAGAACCUUGUGGAGGGAAUCAUAGUAAGAUUGUUGCAACAUUUGAUGGAAAUCAUAUGAAUUCAGAUUCUUGUAUGACAGGAUAUCUACAAGGAUCUGACCUAGUGUAGGAGGGACAUGUUAGCAGAUGAUCCAGGUCAAGAAGAGGUUGAUCAAACUGGGAAAAGCUACACUUUUAGUGCAACUCUAGUCGCAGGUCUACGCAGAGAGCCAUCUUUCUCACGUUGGUGCAGUGAGGAUUGUAGCAUUCACUUGAAAGGACCAGAAGAUAGCUCUGUCCUAAGUUUAGAUGAAUCUGAUUUUGAAUUGCCGAUUCUUCGACAGCAUGAGCUGCUAAAUGGGCUUCUAGGCGAGAGUAAACACCUGUAUAGUAAACGUGUUCCUGAAACCAUGCACGUGAAUGGAAGUCAUGACAUGGGUGAUGUCUCUAAACCCGUUGAAGGAGAUACAUCUGAACAUUAUGCAUCUUUUGAUGUCGAAAAUGGGUCUGCAACACAGAGACGCUUCCUCAAUAUUGAUGCAGAUGGCCCCACCUCUACCGGUAGUCACAAAGUGUCAUCACAAUAUUCUGAUAGCUUCUCUGUCGCUAAUGUGCUCAAAACGUUGUUUUUCAUACUUGUUUGGUACACCUUCAGCACAUUUUUGACCUUGUAUAAUAAAACCCUAUUGGGGGAUGACAUGGGAAGAUUCCCAGCUCCUCUCUUGAUGAACACUGUCCAUUUCACCAUGCAAGCUGUUCUCUCACGGGCCAUCAUAUGGUAUAGAUGUAAAAGACAUCAAAGUAGUGUUACUAUGUCAUGGAGAGACUACUUUUCAAAAGUUGUACCGACUGCACUUGCAACGGCAAUGGAUGUAGACCUCAGCAAUGCUUCCCUUGUAUCAAUCUCCGUUACAUUUGCCACAAUGUGUAAAUCUGCAGCCCCCAUAUUUCUAUUAUUGUUUGCUUUUGCUUUCAGGUUAGAGUCCCCCAGCAUUAAGCUCUUGGGUAUCAUGUCCGUUAUCUCUGUAGGAAUUCUAUUAACAGUUGCAAAGGAGGCUGCAUUUGAGUUUUGGGGCUUUAUCUUUGUUAUGCUUGCUGCUGUUAUGUCUGGGUUUCGCUGGUGCAUGACGCAGAUACUCCUUCAGAAAGAAGACUAUGGGUUGAAAGAUCCAAUUACAUUUAUGGGCUAUGUUACUCCAAUGAUGGCUAUGGCAACUGCUGUUCUCUCCCUCUUGGUGGAUCCAUGGCAGGAAUUCAGAAAGAACAACUACUUCAAUAAUGAAUGGCAUGUCAUGCGAAGUUGCUUGUUGAUGCUUCUUGGUGGAACAUUGGCCUUUUUUAUGGUUUUAACAGAAUACAUUCUUGUCUCGGUGACUAGUGCUGUUACAGUGACAAUUGCUGGUGUUGUCAAGGAAGCAGUCACUAUAUUGGUGGCCGUCUUUUAUUUCCAUGACGAGUUUACCUGGUUGAAAGGACUCGGUCUCUUGACAAUUAUGAUCGGUGUGAGUUUGUUCAACUGGUACAAAUAUCAGAAAUUGCAUGAAGGUCAUAGUUGUGAAGAUGAGGGAGAAGGAUCAAUUGCAAGAAACGCUGCCGCAAAAUAUGUUAUUCUUGAGGAGAUGGAGGAGCAAGAAGAUGGCACCUGAUCGCUUCACCUGCUCUCUUAAUUUGGUUCAACGAACUUCAAGUCUGCUCGGUGGAGCUCCUGAGGAUCUAUCUCAGCUUCUUCUUCUCUGGUUGAUUCGGUUUAACUUUUCAGGCAAGACUUGAAGUGGAUUUAUUGCAAUGACUGCAAAUUUUGACAACUUUGGGCAGGGAGUUCAUAUGCAGUGAGCAGUGGCUGCAUUAUUCUAUGAGGCUCGGAUAUAGGAUCGCCAUAAUAGCUUUGCAGUUGUUGCUUAGACGACAUUGAGUACUAUGUAAUUCCUGAUUCAUUGCUAUCCUAGUUUUUUUCUCUUCCCCCCUGGGUUCCCUCUUCCUUUUUCUUCUUCCGAUCCCGACCGUGGGAUGCUAUUUUUGCCUGUAUAUUGUACCAUUACGUAAGAGGCAUUUGUACUGAGUAAUGUUAUCUCCUUCUGCGAGUAUUGCCACUCUAACAAUGAAGAUGUAAAAGUGCGUCUCAGACCAAUGGAUACGAUGUUUAUGUGCCCAAAUUUUUCGGGGUUUAAGCUUUA
This is a messenger RNA of Punica granatum (pomegranate), 2498 nucleotides long. Lineage: Eukaryota; Viridiplantae; Streptophyta; Magnoliopsida; Myrtales; Lythraceae. The record is from RefSeq and is a predicted model, not a curated record.